AGACGAGUGCGUGUUCUUAAUUUAUUAGGAGAAAAAUCUUAUUUUGAUAACUUUUUAAAAUUAUUAUUAUUAAUUUUUUAAAAUAAACCUCUCAUCAUUCCAUUUUAAAACGCGGUGGGUCCUCAUUUAGCCACGUGGCACGUUGUCAUUAGUAAAUCGGAAGAACUGAGAGAAGCUGUUCCUAUACAAACGCAGCGUCAAAGCGCCCUUAUGUUCGUAGUCUGUUGUAUUCAUCUCGCUCUUUGGAAACUUUCGGGUUGUUUUCUAUCGGAUCCGUGAUGGAAGAGGUUCACCUGCAAACAGCACCAGCAGAUUUCCGAUUUCCUAGCACAAAUCAGACCAGACACUGUUUCACCCGCUACAUUGAGUUUCACCGGUGCUUGGCAGCAAAGGGGGAAGAGUCUGGUGACUGUGAAAAAUUUGCCAAAUACUAUCGGUCCCUUUGUCCAGUUGAAUGGAUUGAGAAAUGGAAUGAGCAGAGGGAGAAUGGCACUUUCCCAGGUCCUCUUUGAACUUGAUCAUCACACGUGAUGGUCCCCCUAUCUCUUGCAAAUUCUGUUUAGUUUUUUCAAUUUCUAGCUACAUGCUUCUUGUUGGAGCCUAAUGAAUAAGCGAGGCACAGGAGGACUAUUUCAACUCUCUCUUGCAUGUGCUCAAGUUCCUGAAGAACUUAAACAAGGUUUCUUAUGUUUUGGAUAUUCCAAUUUAUGAUUGUCUUUUCAGCA
Messenger RNA from Vitis vinifera (wine grape), 725 nucleotides. Its product is annotated as cytochrome c oxidase subunit 6b-2. Gene Ontology annotation, cellular component: respiratory chain complex IV; mitochondrion. NCBI's taxonomy places the organism in Eukaryota, Viridiplantae, Streptophyta, Magnoliopsida, Vitales, Vitaceae. The transcript is spliced from 4 exons. The record is from RefSeq and is a predicted model, not a curated record. The coding region runs from base 279 to 512 and encodes 77 amino acids.